Messenger RNA from Heteronotia binoei (common prickly gecko), 522 nucleotides. RefSeq names its product hemoglobin subunit beta-2-like. Gene Ontology annotation, cellular component: blood microparticle; hemoglobin complex; haptoglobin-hemoglobin complex. The record is from RefSeq and is a predicted model, not a curated record. Gene Ontology annotation, molecular function: oxygen binding; heme binding; peroxidase activity. NCBI's taxonomy places the organism in Eukaryota, Metazoa, Chordata, Lepidosauria, Squamata, Gekkonidae. Gene Ontology annotation, biological process: oxygen transport; hydrogen peroxide catabolic process.
AUGGUGCACUGGACCGAGGAAGAGAAGAAGCUCAUCACCACCAUCUGGGGCAAAGUGGACGUAGCGGAAACCGGCGCCAAAGCCCUGGCCUACUUGCUGGUGGUGUACCCCUGGACCCAGAGGUUUUUUGCGGAUUUUGGGAACCUGUCCAGCGCCACCGCCAUUCUGCGGCAACCCCAAGUGCGUGCCCAUGGCAAGAAGGUGCUGACCUCCUUCGGAGACGCCAUCAAGAACUUGGACAACAUCAAGCCGACCUUUGCCAAGCUGAGCGAGCUGCACUGCGACAAGCUCCACGUGGACCCGGAGAACUUCAGGCUUCUGGGCGACGUCCUCCUCAUCGUCAUGGCCGCCCACUUCGGGAAGGACUUCACCCCCGCCGUCCACGCCGCCUUCCACAAGCUGGUCCGCGUGGUGGCCCACGCCCUGGCUCACCGCUACCACUAGUCCCCCUGCAGGCACCCCCUGCCCCGCUCCCCACCACGUGACAUCACAGCCUAAUAAACGCCAUGGCCUGGCAACUGA